Molecule: messenger RNA, 687 nt
Organism: Nothobranchius furzeri (turquoise killifish)
Lineage: Eukaryota; Metazoa; Chordata; Actinopteri; Cyprinodontiformes; Nothobranchiidae
Product: liver-expressed antimicrobial peptide 2
Biological process (GO): defense response to bacterium; antimicrobial humoral immune response mediated by antimicrobial peptide
Source: RefSeq, a predicted model, not a curated record
CUGGGAGAGAUUUCUAUCUGUGACUUUGUGCCAGACUUUAAGCAACAAGCACAGAGAGUGAAACAGUCACAGGUUAGCUCCUCCCUAACCCAAUUAAAGCCUUUAAUACAGGUGAGAGGAGACGUGGCACCAACCAUCUAUCAGACAAGCAUCUCUCUCUAACUUAACCUCCUGCAGUGAACAUGAGGACGCUUCAGGAAAAAAUCAUCAUCCUCUCUGUUCUGUCCCUAAUGUGCAUCUCUCAGGUGAAUGCACUACCUGUUCCCGAUGACUGGAACAACUUGAUCCACCGAACCAAGCGAUCCCUGCUGUGGCGCUGGAACAGUCUGAAGCCGGUAGGAUCCAGCUGCAGAGAUCACUUGGAGUGUGGAACAAAGAACUGCAGGAAAUACAUCUGUUGCUUCUGAUGUUCUAAACUGAAAAAAGACACACAGACCUAUUUCUGUCAGGGGAACAACACAACAAAAAUCUUCAUGGACCAACUUACUGUUCUUUGACCAGCUGUCUCGGUGGGAGUUUUUUCGACCCUGCUUGUACGUUUAACUGGAGCAAAACAAAAUAACAAAGCUGUAAAAGCUGACAACGCGUGGGUCAAAUGUCAUCUUUAAUAGUUGUUUUCUGCAACAUCAGGCAGGCUGUGUUAUCUGAGUGUGUGUUUUGAUAAGAAAAUACAAGCAUCCAGUCUAA